Messenger RNA from Prorocentrum cordatum, 2378 nucleotides. The record is from the annotation of a GenBank genome assembly. NCBI's taxonomy places the organism in Eukaryota, Dinophyceae, Prorocentrales, Prorocentraceae.
CAGGAGGCGGCUGACAGGCUCGAGGCUGCCGUCCGCGACCUCCGCGCCGAGCUGGGCGUGGCUGCACCAGACCGCCGCGACGGGCCCCACGCGGCCACCGCGGCAGACGCUCACGCGUGGCGCCGGGAGACGUGUCGGAGCCCCCGCAAGAGUUGCUCAGAGCCGCCCCCGCGCCGCCCGCGGGCGACGACGCCGCGCUGCGCGGCGGCGGAGCGCACCCCCGCGAAGGCGAAGGGGGCGCACAGGGUCCUGCGAGCGGCCUGCUUGGGCGCACCGGUCGUGCCAGCGCACCAGCCGACCGAGGUCGCAAGAGCGGCCGCCUGACGACCAUUUCCAACCAAGGGACGCGCUGCGCGCCAGAGGUGGACGAGCCGUGGGUGGCACAGAGCCGGCCCCUGCCAUCGACGGCGUCAUGGGACGCAGAACUCGCUAUGACAGUGUCCCGCUCCUCGGAAAGCGAGGCGUCGGAGUCGCGGAAGUCGCGGAGGUGUAUCCAAGGCACCUUGAAUCCAGAGUGGACUGGAAGGUUGACGUGGGACCUUUGCGUCCUUCUCCUGGUCACGUGCGACAGUGUGGUUCUGCCCUUUCAGCUUGCCGCGUUCUGUGAGGAAUCAUCGUUCGACGUCUUCUGGCUUUGGUCCACGACAUUCUUCUUCCUGUGCGAUCUGGUGAUGAACUUCUUCACUGCCUAUCCCGCAGGGAAGAGGGACGAUCACCUGCAGGAGGGUGAGCUCGUCACGGAGAAGCUCCGCAUCAUGCUCAAUUACCUCCGCGGCUGGUUCUGGAUCGACUUCAUGAGCACCGUACCGUGGACUGUCAUCGCCGACGGCCUGCAGAGCGGUGCGGCUUCGGAAAAGUCCUCUGCAGACAGCGUUCUGAAGCUUGCGAAGGUGGUCAAACUAACGCGGCUUCUUCGGCUCAUGAGGAUGCUGCGUCUCUGGAAGCUGUCGGUCAUUUGGGAGCGCCUCGAGCGCCAGAUCGGGUCCAUCACCUUCUUGAACGUGGUCAGUAUGCUGAAGGUGCUUGGAACAUGGACGGCGAUCUGCCACUGGGGUGCUUGCAUUUGGUGGAUGUUCGGCAAGAGGGAUAGCCUAGUGACAGCCUUCACGAUGCAAGACGACGCCACCGCGAUCCACUGGACGGAGCUGGAACGGGUCCACAGCGCGUACGACGAGGUGGGGCAGUGGAGAUGGGUGGAUAGGCCCGUGGCGGAGCAGUACGUCUUCUGCUUCUACUGGAUAUUGGGUGUGAUGCGCACGAUGCCGGCCGAGGUUACCCCCGUCAACCUGACGGAGAGGAUGUUUGUUUUGCUCUUCAUGUUUUUCGCCGUCGGCGCCUUCGCCGUCAACAUUGCCAGGAUCACGCAGGCCUGGUUCAGGUUCAGCGCGCGCAAGGACGCGUUCAAGGAGGAGAUGGCCUGUGCCCGCAUGCACCUCCGGGAGAUCAAGUGCGGGCCGGCGCUGCAGCUCCGCGCCGAGUCCUACUUCCACCACCUCUUCCAGAAGAGGAGGAUCCACGCCAAGGAGCUGAGCCUGCUGAGCGCCCUGCCCGAGGGGCUGCGGCGCAAGCUGAGCCGGGCCCACAUGGUCCACUACCUGAGGCAGGUCCCGGAAUUUCAAGACUGGGCCGAGCCGAUGUUGGCGCGCGUCUGCGACGCCUCGGACGUCGUGGACUACCUGCCCGGGGACAAGCUCACGCAGAAGGACCAGGACGCCGAGGCCGCGUACGUGCUCACCAGGGGCUUCCUGCAGAUCUUCGGGGCGCGGCCCGCCGCAGGGGCGAGGCUGGGGUCGAAGGAGGCGCCCCGCCGCCUGACCGUGGUGGACGAGCACUGCCUCUUUACGAGCAAGGCGGUGACGUGCAGCGAGACCGUGGUGGCGCUGGAGUGCUCCGAGGUUCUGCGCGUGGACCGCCAGAGAUUCCUCGAGCUGAUGCAGGAGAGCUGGAACGUCGCUCGGCUGGCGUCCUCGACCCCCUCCCGCCCGAGGUCGCCAGCAGAGCCGCACGCUGUUCGGUGCGAUCGACGGUCUCAACUUUGAGCAGGCACGAGGAACCCCAGGGGACUUCUGCGACAGGAGGCUCUCGGUGGCCUCUGCCGGGGACGCCCCGCUGGCGCCCGGGGACUGCGUGGAGGAUCUCAGCACGGGAGGGGUGGCAGGACGGAUGGGAGGGAGGGGUAGGACGUCAGAUAUGACGCGAGCGCACAUAGCUUGCCUCCCCUUCCCUCCCCUCCUCUCCCCUCCUUCCUCCUGCUUCUAGCUUUGCCAGGGUCUCUGCCACGGCCCCACGCCGCUCUCCCAUCUCACCCACGGCGUUGGGGGCUUCGGCUGCCCUGCCCGCGCGCCCCGCGUGCGAAAAGAGAGAGAGAGAGAGAGAGA